Molecule: messenger RNA, 2160 nt
Organism: Dipodomys spectabilis (banner-tailed kangaroo rat)
Lineage: Eukaryota; Metazoa; Chordata; Mammalia; Rodentia; Heteromyidae
Gene: Cep57l1
Product: centrosomal protein 57 like 1
Exons: 12
Coding region: 194-1618 (474 amino acids)
Cellular component (GO): centrosome
Molecular function (GO): identical protein binding; gamma-tubulin binding; microtubule binding
Source: RefSeq, a predicted model, not a curated record
CCGCGAUCUUGCUUGUAGCUUCCAACGGUUGGAAAGGGUUGACUGAAAGCUUCGGUCCGACUUCUCUUUUCUCAAGACUAACAAAGAAUUAGCAUGACCAUCACCUUACUGAACACAGAAUCACUCCUCUCCUGAACCACGUAAGAUUUUUGCAUCAGAAUUUUUUGGACUUGUUUCAUCUUCUUUCAGAAUAAUGGAUUCUGAAUUAGUACAUAGUGUAGUUGGAAGCUAUCUUAAACCUCCAGAAAGAGUGUUUGCUCCACCAUUCACCCAGAAUGAAUCAUCUCAGAGUUGCUACCCUCUGAACUUAGAAGUUAUCUCUCCUAAAAUGCUUCAGAGUCCAAAUAGCCAAGCUCUUAUUUUAGCCUUAAAAAGUCUUCAGGAAAAGAUUCGUCGUUUAGAGCUAGAGAGAACACAAGCUGAAGAUAAUCUGAAUAUCCUCUCAAGAGAAGCAGCAGAAUACAAAAAGGCCUUGGAGAAUGAAACAAAUAAGAGAAAUCUGGCACAUCAGGAACUGAUAAAGCAGAAAAAGGAUAUAAGUAUACAAUUAAGUGCAGCCCAGUCUCGUUGUACUCUUCUAGAGAAACAACUAGAAUAUACAAAGAGAAUGGUUCUCAAUGUUGAGCGAGAAAAGACUAUGAUCCUAGAACAACAGGCCCAGCUUCAAAAGGAAAAAGAACAAGAUCAGAUGAAGCUACAUGCAAAACUUGAAAAGCUCAAUGUCUUAGAGAAAGAAUGCAUUAGAUUGACAACAACUCAAAAAACUGCUGAGGACAAGAUUAAAUAUCUAGAGGAAAAGCUUAGGGAAGAAGAACAUCAUCGUAAACUGUUUCAAGACAAAGCUUCUAAGCUUCAAACUGGGCUUGAAAUCAGUAAAAUUUUAAUGUCUUCAGUUUCAAAUUCAAAACUCUCCAGGGAAAAGAAGAAGUCAUCAAAGAAAACUUUAAAAAGAAGCCCAUCACAGCAAAUGUAUUCAAAGCUUAGAGCACCACCUUUUGUACCUGAAAAGUCGGCCAGUGCAGGCUAUUCUGUGAAUGCAGGUAUACAAACCCUUCUGCAGAUGAUGUAUCACCAUGGCCCACAUCAUCAGAAACCUGUUCAGGUGAUUGAGCCAAGACGCCUCCACAAGCCUGCCAGAACAGCUUCCCAGGGUAAAACUGUACCUUGUGACUCAGGAAAGUCCAUUUCCGUUUGUGACAAUUUGUCUGAAAUUUUAAUGGCGAUGGAAGAUGAGCUAGACCAAAUGAAUAUGGAACGUGAAGAACUACUGAAACAAAUGAAGGAAUCUCAAAGUCAUUCAGUCUGUGAUGAUAUAGAAUGUGAACUAGAGCAUCUAAUCAAGAAAAUGGAAAUUAAAGGAGAACAAAUCUCCAAACUGAAGAAGCAUCAAGACAGUGUCCAAAAACUGCAGCAAAAAGUUCAAAACUCAAAGAUAAAUGAAGCUUCGGGUAUUCAUCGAGAAGAAAGCAACCCUAAAGGAACAAAGAACAUAAAAAACAGCUCCAGGAAAUGUUUGAAUGAAACUAACCCUUUUCAGAAAAACAGCAGCUCUCAUCCAGUACAAGUUCAUAAUGUUCAAGUGAAAUUGAGAAGAGAUGAUAUCAUGUGGGAGCAGUAACACAAUAGCAAAACUCUCACCUUAAAUGAACUUUGUCUGCGACCUCUUGAAUUACCUAAUAUGCUUUUAAUAUACCUUUCUGAAAUUUUGAAUUAUGUUUCUGGCAUCUAUAAAAACAGGAAGUUACAUGUUUAAAAAUUAAUGCUUAAUGACCUACUAAGAAUUCCAAAUUAAUUUUCAUUUACCAAAUUUUCUGACCUCAUCAUGUUUUAGAAGCAUUGCUCACUUUGCAGGUAUCUUACAUAAAGUCGAAGAAAUUGUAUUAGAUUGGUAAUGCUUAAGUUCAAGUUAAAUCUGAGAUACAAGUUUCAUUCCACUUUUUUGUUUACUAGGCUUAAUUUUCCUGGGGCUGCUUCCCUAUCUUAUUUUAAAGCUGUGGACUGUGUUUUUUGGUGAGGGGGAGGAGAAAAAUAUUCAGAUUUCAUGAAGACACCUUUAACCUAAGUUUUAUGUGCCAGUUACAAAUAUUGACUUAAUUUUAAUUUUAAUUUUUUUUUUUUGUCAGUCGUGGGGCUUGAGCUCUUCAGCUCAAGGCUAGCGCU